Messenger RNA from Exophiala mesophila, 1976 nucleotides. RefSeq lists its product as uncharacterized. Gene Ontology annotation, molecular function: tRNA (uridine) methyltransferase activity. NCBI's taxonomy places the organism in Eukaryota, Fungi, Ascomycota, Eurotiomycetes, Chaetothyriales, Herpotrichiellaceae. The record is from RefSeq and is a predicted model, not a curated record. Bases 177 to 1976 code for a protein of 599 amino acids. Gene Ontology annotation, biological process: tRNA methylation. The transcript has a single exon.
CUCGGCCAAUGUGAGUGGUGGCCAUGUUUGGCAUGCGUGCUAGCUGUGAACGGGCUAGUCAAUCUAUGAAAGAAUUCCCAUUCGCCGCCAACCGUGGAUCCGCCUCCAUACUCUUCAUAUACAUCGACCUUCAUUCAACAACAUUUGACUGCUCCACGGGAUGAUGAGUGUCAAUAAUGGCGACAGCAGAAUCAUCAUCCCUGAAGGCGGAUGAGGUAUGGUGGUCAUCCGCAGAAUACAGCCAGCCAUGCCCCAGCCUAAACUCCCACAAGUUCAUGCAAGUGACCGACCUGCUUUUGGAAAAUCCCAAUCUCAACUCGUCGCACUUGUUUCGCGCAGAUAUCCUAUUUGAUAGUACUAGUGCUUUAAAGACGGUGGACGACAAAGCAAGAGUCCAUCAAUUAGAGGGAAACCAUCAUGAAGCCUUUGCGCCAGAGAAUUACACUCCCCCAGCACCAGCAGGCCCGGAAUUCCAAAAUGCUACUCUUCGAAGAAGGGUUCUGAGACGACUGAUUCCCCGGAAACCCCAAGUUGAUUCGCUUUUGGAGCAAUGGUGUUAUAUUUACGAUCUCAUCCAGCCUGACGACCAACCAGCCGGACACAUUGUGGUUUACAGUCCACAAGUCAAAUCAGAGGCGGAGAUUCCAUGGUACCAUCCGCCCAUUAAAGCGAUGGCAUAUCUCUUACAGAUACAAGGGACUGCCACUACAUUGUCCAUCCAUUUUCAGACGUUCGACCUGGCAAGUUCAGUUGAUCUGCCAACAAGGACACACCGCACGUUCAUAUCACUGAUUCAAACAUUCCUUCGUUUGUCGAGGACUCCAGCUGGGCCCGUGGCCAAGACUAACACAGCGACACUCCAGUCUAUGACCCCUUCUGCCUUGAAGGACACCAUCCUUCCUCAGCACACAGUGCAAGACACCUACAGCCGCCUGAAACAGACCUAUGCAUCAGACUUGAUAUCUCGUUGGGCAGAGUCCACAGACCCAUCCAAACACGUCUUCGAGGAUCUCAGCAUUGCAGCUUUCGUCAUUGAACUCUGGAAACAAAUCUACCCACCCGGCAAGUUCCCUGGAUUUGUCGACAUCGCCUGCGGAAAUGCAGUGUUGUGCUACAUUCUCAUCCAAGAAGGAUAUCACGGACGAGGUUUUGACGCAAGACGGAGGAAAACAUGGCAGGUUUUAGAUAUGGAAGAAUAUCUCGAUGAGAUGAUUUGUGUCCCUCAACCAUUCGUGGCAAAUCUUUCCGGGUCCACCAGCAAUAAUGUAACGGACGAAACCUCCAGCAUGGAAUCUCUUUUGGGCAAAGUUCCCAUCCAUAAUGGUCUCUUUCCUCCAGACACCUUCAUCAUCUCCAAUCACGCGGACGAGCUCACACCGUGGACACCACUUCUUGCGGCGCUUUCAUGCCCGUCAUCCCCUCUGCCAUUUCUAGCAAUCCCUUGCUGUUCACACGCACUCAGCGGCGCCAAACACAGGUAUUCCCCCAAGUCUGUCAAUCCUUCAACGCUGGAGACCCCUGCUACAUCUGUCAACGACGGGGAGCCACAGUCAAUAUCCGGGGAUCUGAAAUCUCUGAGGAUGGCCAAGAUGAAAGAACGAGAUGGGACAGACGACAAAAGCAUGUAUGCGUGUCUCACGCGGAAAGUAGCAGCCGUGGCUGAGGAGGUCGGCUUCGAAGUCGAGCUGACCUUGUUGCGGAUUCCCAGCACGAGAAAUAUUGGUGUGGUUGGAAACAGGAAAGUGGUUGCAAAGCGCACGAAGAGCCAAAGUGCGCCUCAGAACGGGACCGAUGUGACACAACAGAUACAAAGAGUUGUAGAGCGAGAAUGCCUCCUGUCGGGAGGUGUGACUGAGGCUGCAAAGAUGUGGGUGUCAAGGGCCCAGAAGUUGCAGACAGGAAUGGGUAGAGGAAAAGUCAAUCUGGGUGCGAAACCUCAAGCAGCAAAACGCAACGACGACAAUAACAAUAUAUGA